AUGAGCAAAGCCUCGGUGAAGACCGGGCGCCUCCUAAACGAGGAGGCAGUGCCGCAGCUGCUGGUUCUACGACCGGGUGCCAUCCGCAUUUAUGCUGCGGACGGGAAGAGCAAGAAACGGAAGCCAGUGCCUGACAACGUCUUGCAGCUUAGCCAUGGCUGCCAGGUUUCACCGCUGCCGCCGACAGGCGUGCAGAUACAGACGCGCGCCCCGUGUGAGGCGAAGUAUGUCUUCCGUGCAGAGUCCGAAGAGGAGAUGAAUCAGUGGGUCGUCGCCUUGUCCAACAAUCUGAAGGACACGGCGCAGAGGCAGGAGGAUCACAUGAAGUUCCUUAGCGAGGGCAGCACGGUCUACAAGUAUAACUAUAGCAACUCCAAGCGAAUGCGACGCCACUUUUGGAUCGAUGCGGAGAAGGUGGAGGGUGGAGCUCUGUUGGGCGCGCUCGCGCAGCGAGGAGCCGCAGACCAUGAGCCUUCGGGACAGCAAAGGUCUGAUCCUGGGCCCGAUGACGACGACCUUCAGGCGCUGCGAGAAUUUGGAGGAUCCUCCAUGGUCUUGCUUCAGCAUCCUAUUUCAGGAUCGCACGCUCGACCUCGCAGUGGCUCCCGCUCACAGUGA
Messenger RNA from Symbiodinium sp. CCMP2592, 618 nucleotides. Lineage: Eukaryota; Dinophyceae; Suessiales; Symbiodiniaceae. The record is from the annotation of a GenBank genome assembly.